Molecule: messenger RNA, 258 nt
Organism: Priapulus caudatus
Lineage: Eukaryota; Metazoa; Priapulida; Priapulimorpha; Priapulimorphida; Priapulidae
Product: cytohesin-1-like
Exons: 2
Biological process (GO): regulation of ARF protein signal transduction
Molecular function (GO): guanyl-nucleotide exchange factor activity
Source: RefSeq, a predicted model, not a curated record
CAAUUGAAGGAUGAGAUUGCAGAGGUCACCGAGGAGAUGGAGAGGGUGGACGUCGCCGUCACGGAUAAGGAGAAUCCGAAGGCUAAGCAGCAGCACAUCGGUCGCAAGAAGUUCAACAUGGACCCCAAGAAGGGGAUCGAGUAUCUCAUCGACCACGGGCUGCUGUCGUCUGACUCCUCGGACGACGUUGCACAGUUCCUGUUCCGCGGUGAAGGACUCAACAAGACCGCCAUCGGCGAAUACCUGGGAGAGAGGUGA